AUGUCCGUCGUUAAAAAACGUAAAAUUGAUUCUGAAAAUUGUAUUUUUAAAAGUUCAUGGGCAGAAAGUUAUUUUGUUGUGCAGCAAGCCGAUGUUAUUUUGCGCCUCAUUUGUCAAGAAACAAUUGCCGUUCACAAGGAAUAUAACAUCAAGCGACAUUACUGCUCUAAACAUAGCAGUAAAUUUGAUAGUGUGGUGGGCCAAACACGAACUGAUCGCAUCAACUCAAUGAAACAGGAAAUUGUUGCUCAACAGUCAUUGUUUAAAAUUGGCAACCAGAGUGCCGAAGCAGCAACAAAAGUUAGCUAUUUAAUUGCAGAAGCUAUAGCCAAGAGAGGAAAACCAUUUUCUGAUGGAGAACUGGUGAAAAACUGCUUAGAGAUAUUUACAGAUGUUGUUUGCCCAACAAAAAAGUCUUUGGUGGAAAACGUGAGUCUUUCUCAUCUUUCUCAGUGA
Messenger RNA from Helobdella robusta, 456 nucleotides. RefSeq lists its product as hypothetical. NCBI's taxonomy places the organism in Eukaryota, Metazoa, Annelida, Clitellata, Rhynchobdellida, Glossiphoniidae. The coding region runs from base 1 to 456 and encodes 151 amino acids. The transcript has a single exon. The record is from RefSeq and is a predicted model, not a curated record.